Molecule: messenger RNA, 1390 nt
Organism: Microtus ochrogaster (prairie vole)
Lineage: Eukaryota; Metazoa; Chordata; Mammalia; Rodentia; Cricetidae
Source: RefSeq, a predicted model, not a curated record
GCAGCUCGGGUCUCCUGGACUCUCAAGCUUCGUACAAACCCAUUGGCCUCCUACAGACCAGAACAGGCGGUUGACCGCGAGCGCUUCUCCGCGCGCGCACCCGGUGGAGUGAUCAUAGAGUGCCACGGACAGGCAGAGCGGCCAGGAGCUGCCCGCUUCCGGUACCGCCACAUUGCUCCAAGAGCUGCCGCGUACGCAGUUUCCAUGGGGACUGAACAUGGCGCCGCGAGAUAAAAGGUUGUCCUCAACCCCUCUGGAAGUCCUGUUCUUUCUGAAUGGGUGGUACUAUGCCACCUAUUUCCUGCUGGAGCUCCUCAUUUUCCUGUAUAAAGCAUAUCUCUUCACUGCAAGGCAGAAGUCUCUUCAGCUGAUGUCUUUAGAACGAUUCAGUAGGAAAUCUCUCGCAGCAAGAGUAUCUUGAGUUUGGGAAAUGUGGGCUUCUCCAUCCUGACUCUUCCCCAUCUGUCUCUGCUGAAAUAUUCAGAUCUCUGUACCAUUAUAAUUCAUUCAUUCGACAGAGAGGAACCCCCACAGACUUAGUCUCUUGCUGCCGUACCCAACAGCCAAUCUAGUCUUGGAUGUGGUGAUGCUGCUCCUUUAUCUUGGCAUUGAAGUAAUACGACUGUUUUUUGGUUCAAAGGGAAACCUCUGCCAGCGAAAGAUGCCCCUUGGCAUUAGUGUGGCCUUGACCUUCCCAUCUGCCAUGAUGGCUUCGUAUUACCUGCUGCUGCAGACCUAUGUGCUCCGCCUAGAAGCUAUCAUGAACAGCAUCUUGCUCUUCUUUUGUGGCUCAGAGCUACUGCUUGAGAUACUCACGUUGGCCACCUUUUCCAGUAUGGAGAGGAUCUGAAGUACAAGAAUUCCAGCUGGUAGCCCAUCAGGGUGACAACACAUUCUUCUGGUACUUCAGCCACACUUGUGAAAAGUGGUAGGUCAUGUUGGCCUGGGAAAGGUUGUGUGGUUUUUCCUCAGAACAGACAUUUGGGCAUUGAGCACCUACUUGAGGUCACUGGCAUCAUCUUUAAACCAGGAUCAUCAGCAGGAGAUACUGACCUUUUGUGGUAGGGAGGGGCAAUGCUGUCCCCAUGUUGAUCUUUCUAACAGCUCCUACUGACCUCAAGUUCUCUUCCUUGGUCAUCAUGGCCAGAGUUCCUUGUGUGGACCAUCUGGGCUUGUUGGGCUUCCAGCAGGACCUGAGCCACAGCACCUGUACAUGUACCACAUCUGUCUGCAUGAGCAUGAAAAGUAAUGAUGGUGGGUUCCUGGACUGAUUCAAAUACCCCUAACCCCAAUGCUCAGAGAUGGAGACCCAGAACCGUUUUAGUAGUUCAUAGUAUUUUUAUAUUCUGAUCAUGAAGCAAACACGAUUUUACAAUAAAAAUUAUUUUCU